Messenger RNA from Plasmodium fragile, 1608 nucleotides. Its product is annotated as tRNA pseudouridine(38-40) synthase. The record is from RefSeq and is a predicted model, not a curated record. NCBI's taxonomy places the organism in Eukaryota, Apicomplexa, Aconoidasida, Haemosporida, Plasmodiidae. Gene Ontology annotation, molecular function: pseudouridine synthase activity; RNA binding. Gene Ontology annotation, biological process: tRNA pseudouridine synthesis; mRNA pseudouridine synthesis. The transcript is spliced from 3 exons. Gene Ontology annotation, cellular component: nucleus. Bases 1 to 1608 code for a protein of 535 amino acids.
AUGAGAGCGCAGCACACCAACGAACAGAACAAUGGAGUCCCGAAGAGGAUGAAUAAUUAUCAGAAGAACAAGGAGAGGAUCAAGAGGCUCAAGUUGGAGGGGGAGAACAGACGUGGCGAGGGGGGAGAAUCAUGCGAAGCACGUGAGAGGAGCGAGUCUGCCCCGCGCGAGAGACUCCCUAAUUUGAAAAAGUACGCCCUGUGCAUUGGGUACGUGGGCAGCAGGUACCACGGGUGCCAGGGGCAAGGGAAGGAUUGCAUGACCAUCGAAAAUGAGAUCGAGAGGACCCUCAUAAAGAUGAACGCCGUGGGACGGCGGGGUGGUUGCAGGAAGGACUUUAACUUUUGCCAAUCGCGCUCCGCCAGGACGGACCUGGGCGUGCACGCCUUGUACAACGUGUUUGUGUAUCAGGUGGACUUGAGCUGCGGCCAGGCGUCCGGUGCAGCUGCAGAUGUGGUAGAGGCAAACGUGGCAAAGACAGACGUGGUAGAGAGUGGUGACGCGGCAGGUGCGGCCCCCGACGAAGACGCCACUGCCCGAGGGGUUGCCACCCACAGCGCCGCCCUAGAGGAACGGAAAAAAAAGGAAGAAAAGUUUGUGAAGCUUCUGAACGAACACCUGCCUGAAGACAUCCGCUGCUUCGACAUUCACAGAGUGACGAAGAGCUUCGACGCAAGGAAGUUCUGCUCGUUCCGAUUAUAUGAGUACCUCUUUCCCGUGUAUGUUUUGAGUGAGGUAACUGUGCGGGAUGAGUACAAGGAUGUGUUUGAUGAGGCUCUGCGUAUGAUCGACGGGCGCGUGGAGGAGUUAAAGAGGAGGAAGCGCGAAGGGGGGGUGGCAGAUAAGGGCGAGGGUGAAGCGGCUAAGGAGAAGGUGGAGGAUGAAGCGGCUAAGGAGCAGGGUCAGGAUGACGCGGUUAAGGAGAAGGGUCAUGGUGAAGCGGGUAAGGAGAAGGGGGAAGACGACGCGGCGAAACAAAAUAGCUGGGACCAUAUCCUCACCGUGAAGGAAGAAAAAGAAGACCUGACGGAAGAAGAACUGAACACCUUCUUUGAAAUCGUUCAAAGCUACGCAGGGUACCACAACUUUCACUGCUUCACAAAAAACAAUGUGGACCAAACGACCUUCCGCUUUAUAAAGUACUUAGAUGUAAGUACAGUAAAUUUAUACAACUACAAUUUCGUGUCUGUGAAAAUAUUAGGUCAGUCUUUUUUAAUGCACCAAAUAAGAAAAAUGUUAACCCUGUCUGUGGAAAUAUUUCGUAAGGCUACUUCUGUAAACUCCAUUUAUUAUUGUUUGAAGUCGAGGGAGUAUGUACCCAUUUCUCUUUUCCCCGCUGAGGGUCUGAUGCUCAUUUGCCCGUACUUCAAUGCGUACAAUGAGAAGGUGUGCAACCCUCCACAGAGUCCUCAAAUUUGCUUUGAGGAGACCGAGGAAGUUUUGAAGUUCAAGCGGGACGUGGUCGCCAAGUGCAUCAUUGAAAAAAUGCGCAGGGAUGUGUGGAAGGACUGGAUGGUGAAGAUGAACAAGCGCCCUUUUGUGUACCAUUUCAUGAAGGACAAACUUGGUGGUGUGAAGCCAAGCGGUGAGCGCAGCGACCAAGUAUGA